AUGUUGCCCUUUAUGUUAUGUGAUGGUGAACCUAUGUGUGACCAUAAAGACGAUGAAAUGUUUUGUGAAACAAAUAUAGCAAACUCCAAUGGUUAUCGAAUUUGUGUGUCGGGAAACAUAGGAUCUGGUACACAAGUUGAGAAGUUCUUAUGCGCAUUCGUAUCUCAAAAGAAGAAAAACCGAAUUAUACAUUUAAAACUUGAUAAUACCAUUAGUCCAGUGGAGAAGAUCAAUGAAAAUGUAGUAUCUUCAAGUUUAUCUCCUAUGAAAAUAUCUUCUAAAAUAUCUCUUCGACUUCAAUUUCGUUGUCAUCGUGGUCUUAGUUUACGUGUUUGGUCGAAUAAUAAAAGUGGCUUAAUAACAAAUCCAGUAUGUUUUUGUCCACCUAGUUAUUAUGGUGAUGAUUGUCAAUAUCAAAAUCAACGUAUCAGUCUUGCUAUUAAAUUUCGAGCUCCAUCCGACUCUUGGCGAACACAAUUUGCAAUCAUUAUUUCACUUAUUGAUGAUGAUGAUGACCGAGUCAUUCAUUCAUAUGAGCAAAUCACGUACUUAUCAUGGAAGAAUUGUUACACAAAAUUUCAAAUUUAUCUUCUUUAUUCUACUCGAUCAAAAAAUUUAACUAAAAAUUAUUCAAUACACAUUGAUAUUUAUGAAAUAAAAACAUUAGCUCAUCGAGGAAGUUUAUUAUUACCAAUUCUUUUCCCAUUUUUACCUGUUCAUCGUCUCGCAUUCAUUGUUAAUAUUCCUCGAACUAUUAAUACUGAAAAUCAAAUUUGUGCAAAACAAUCAUGUAUUCAUGGGGAAUGUGUCAAAUAUGCAAAUAUUCCAGAGAAAUCUUUUUGUCGAUGUCAUGAAAGAUGGUCUGGACGAUAUUGUACCAUACAACAUACCUGUACGUGUUCAUUUGGCUCAUUAUGUAUUGGAAUUACAGCUAAUAAUCGAUCAAUAUGUGUCUGUCCGCUAAAUAAAUUUGGUCCUCGAUGUCUUCUCACCGAUACAAUAUGUCAAAUUAAUAAUCAAAACAUAUGUAAAAAUGGUGGUGAAUGUACUGCAAUCAAUCGUCAUAUAAUCUUCAACAAAGAAUUUGUAUGUGUCUGUCCAACAGGCUAUAGCGGAGAUCGAUGUAAUAUAACUGAUAAUGAACUUAAUUUAUCAUUUAACAAAGAUAUUAUUCUGCCACAAGAAAUAUUUUUUCAUUUUAUUGAAGCCAGUGGAAACGCUACACAUAAACGAUCAACAACUUUUCGAAAAAUUCCAAUUAAAGAAGAUUUAAUCAGCAUCACUUGGCCAAAUCAAUUUCAUAUUGUUUUUAUUGAACUUAAUAAGACAAAACUUGAUAAAAAAUACUAUUUAGUUAUGUAUCAAAAAACUUAUACUCAAUCAAAAGUAACUAAGAAAAUAAUUAAUCCAUCAGAUCACUGCCCACAUAUAAAUGAAAUAUUUAAAGAAAACUUUAAUGGAACAUUUCCUCAAUGGCAUCUUAUCCAUCGUAUUAAAUAUUAUCAUAUACCAUGCCAAAAUCAAUCCUUGAAUCUUUCUUGUUUUUAUGAUACAGAUCAGUUUUGCUUAUGUUAUCAAUUCGGUCAAAAACGUUUGGCUAAUUGCUUUAGUUUUGAUCAUAAUAUGAAAUUCGAUUGUCAAGGUCAAAGUGAAUGUGAUCAUGGUCAAUGUUUUGAAGACGAACAAGAAUGUCCAACAAGAUCAAUUUGUAUGUGUGAUUUAUGCUAUUUUGGACAACGAUGUCAUCUGACUACAGAUGGAUAUGGCUUAUCACUUGAUGUAAUCUUAGGUUAUCAAAUUUCUCCACAUGUUAGCAUCAAUUAUCAGCCAUUGAUUAUAAAAAUAAGUUUAGCAUUAACUAUUAUUUUUAUUAUCACAGGACUUAUCAAUGGUAUUCUUUCUCUAAUUACAUUUAUGAAUAAAACUCUAUGGCAAGUUGGUUGUGGUUUAUAUUUACUCACUUCAUCAAUCACAACUUUAUUUAUAACAAUCAUGUUUGGAUUAAAGUUUUUCAUUCUUCUUCUUUCUCAUAUGUCAAUUAUAUCAAAUCGGUCAUUUUUAUCUGGUCAAUGUUAUUCAUUUGAUUAUAUUUUACGAAUGUUUGUUUCUAUAGAUCAAUGGCUGAAUGCAUGUAUAGCUAUAGAACGAACAACUGCUGUAAUAAAAGGUGUAAGUUUUGAUAAGAAUAAAAGUAAAAAAACAGCAAAAUUAAUGAUGGCUAUUCUCUUUAUUACUGUUGCUGUUAAUUAUGUACAUGAUCCUAUUCAUCGAUAUAUCAUUGAUGAAGUCAAUCAGGAUGAUAGUCGUCAAAAUAGAAUAUGGUGUAUUAUGAAAGAUUCACUUAGUUUAAAAACUUAUAAUUCAUUUAUUCAUACAUUUCAUUUUAUUAGCCCAUUUAUAAUUAAUUUAAUAUCAACUAUAGUUCUUAUAGUAGUGAAAACUCGUCAACAAGCAAAUCUUCAUAAGAAACAAACAUAUAAACAAACUUUAUAUAAAACAAUUAAAGAACAUAAAAAUUUGUUAACUGCUCCAAUUGUUUUAGUUAUUCUUGGUGUACCACGUAUAAUUCUUACAUUUAUAUCAAACUGUAUGAAAUCGCCAAGUGAUGCAUGGUUAUUUCUUCUUGGAUAUUUUAUUUCAUUUAUUCCACCAAUGUUAAUCUUUCUAAUAUAUAUUCUACCUUCAACAGUUUAUAGAAACACAUUUCACAAUACGGUUAAACAAUAUACAACUAAUAUUUUACGUUGGUUCGGUCUCAUACAAUAA
Molecule: messenger RNA, 2766 nt
Organism: Adineta steineri
Lineage: Eukaryota; Metazoa; Rotifera; Eurotatoria; Adinetida; Adinetidae
Source: the annotation of a GenBank genome assembly